CCACCUUUCUGGUCGUGAUUACAAAAAAAAAGUAACUGGUCAAAUCCCAAAUCAUUCUUUAAUUAGGGUUUUGGGUUUUAUUAGUAUCUCACUCCAAAUCCCAACUUUAUCUACGAUGGCGGAGUCGAUUUGCAGAGCUCUUCGAGACGGCGCUCUAGAAGGCGAGUUUGCGCCAGCUCUAACGAUUAAGGACUCAAUUUCUUCGCCGUUUGGGUUCGAUGUGUUCACUCACGUGCUCGCCCAACUGUCCUCCAACAUUUUGGCGGGAAAAUCCCAGCCACGAGGCGUUGUGCUUGUUGCGUUUUCUCGGAGUCCGUCGUUUUAUGUGGACCUGUUGAAGAGAAGAGGUUCCGAUGCUGCUUCGUCUCAGAAAUGGAUUCGAAUUUUGGAUUGUUAUACUGAUCCUCUGGGCUGGAAGGAUCAGAUAGUGGAUUCUACAAACACUUGCGAUACCUCCCUGGAAGCUUCAUCAGAAGUGGCUUGCCUUUGUAAGGAUGUGCGGGAUUUGGAUAAGUUGUACCCUUUGAUUAUUGAACAAGGGACAGGAUUGAGUGGAUGUGGAAAACAGCGUUUCUCUGUUGCCAUAGACUCGGUAGACGAAUUGUUAAGACAUUCAUCUACAUCAUCAGUUGCAGGCCUUUUGAGUAACCUCCGUAGCCAUGAUCAAGUAUCCUGUGUCUUUUGGUUGUUUCAUUCGGAUAUUCAUGAAGACAAGGCCACAUCCAUUCUUGAAUAUAUGUCUUCUAUGGUGGCCAGUAUAGAGCCAUUAAAUCAAUCAGCAAAUUGGAAGAGAGGCAACUUGGAAAACUUCUCUUUGCUGGAACAGAAUUUUGGGAAAGGAAGGUUAAAUGUCCGUUUCAAGCGUAGGAAUGGACGUGUUCGAGUAUUGUGUGAAGAAUUCCAUAUUGAGCAAGAAGGGAUCAGCUUUACAUCUGUUUCGUCUGGAGAUGGAGUAGUUAAUCAUAGCCUUGUGCCAAAGGUGCAAUUCAGUUUACAGCUGUCUGAGAAAGAGCGGAUGGAGAGGGCAAAUGUUGUCCUUCCUUUUGAGCACCAAGGAAAUGGUCAAACUAUACAAAUUUAUGAUGGUCGAAGAUCUCUCACAGAGGACAAAAAGGAGGCGGCACCCACUUUCAAUGGGAAAUUACAAACAAGCAAGAACAGUGGUGAGGGGGAGAUAAUAUAUUUUCGUGAUUCAGAUGAUGAAAUGCCAGAUUCAGAUGAGGAUCCAGAUGAUGAUUUGGAUAUAUAGUUGCUUUGCCCCUAUUGGUAGUCGAGUGAUCAGAGACUGCUUCAAAUUGAUUUGUUGGGGAAGGCAGGCCGGUUGCUGAAAUGUUUGGAUGAAAUUUGGUCAGAGUCUCAACAACUUAAACUUUGCCUUACUGAAAGCUUGCUGAAAACGAGAGAACGACCUGACCUUGACCUGAGCAAGAUAUGUGACAUACAAUUAGCGUUUGAUCAGCAUUUUGUAGGACUGAACUCUGAAGCAAUGAGGUUAAAAUAUAAAUGAUUGAGCAUUUGCGUGAUUGUUAUGGAAGCAAAUCAAUCUCAAUGAAUUGCGGAUGCGAUAGGUAACUGCAAGUUGUAAAAACUUCCCAAGCAUUGUUGAAUGAAAUAAAAAAAUCUCC
Tripterygium wilfordii is the source of this 1625-nucleotide messenger RNA. RefSeq names its product elongator complex protein 5. Gene Ontology annotation, molecular function: tRNA binding. The coding region runs from base 116 to 1249 and encodes 377 amino acids. The record is from RefSeq and is a predicted model, not a curated record. Gene Ontology annotation, biological process: tRNA wobble uridine modification. Gene Ontology annotation, cellular component: elongator holoenzyme complex; nucleus; cytosol. NCBI's taxonomy places the organism in Eukaryota, Viridiplantae, Streptophyta, Magnoliopsida, Celastrales, Celastraceae. The transcript is spliced from 10 exons.